This is a messenger RNA of Thalassophryne amazonica, 1559 nucleotides long. RefSeq names its product ankyrin repeat and sterile alpha motif domain containing 4B (gene anks4b). The record is from RefSeq and is a predicted model, not a curated record. The transcript is spliced from 2 exons. The coding region runs from base 297 to 1559 and encodes 420 amino acids. Gene Ontology annotation, molecular function: protein binding. NCBI's taxonomy places the organism in Eukaryota, Metazoa, Chordata, Actinopteri, Batrachoidiformes, Batrachoididae.
UGUUCAAGCAGGCAGACCUUUUGUUUGUGGGUUAAAAGGUCAUUUGGCCUACAGUCAGGAUUGGAUCAGCGCUGUUUUGCGUUGGAAGAAUUGAUGAGGUUCCCUUUAAAGUGACACCCAGCAGCACUGAGAUGGACUUUGGUUUUAUGAGCCACUGAUAUGUUGCCGCCCAGUGCGUCUCUGUUUUCUCAACUGUGCAUCCAACAGGAAGAGAAAUAAAAGUCUCAAAUUUCUUUAAGCCCCUUUUCAGGUUUGUUUAUGCUUCGUUGCAGGUUUGCUUUGAAAGGAGGUAAGAGAUGUCUCGGUACCACAAAGCGGCGAUCGAUGGCUACUUGGACCUGUUGAAGGAGGCCACAAAGAAGGACCUGAACACCCCCGACGAGGACGGCAUGACUCCCACCAUACUGGCUGCUUUUCAUGGACACGUAGAUGCUCUUCAGCUGAUCUGCAGCAGACAAGGUGACCCCAACAGGAGUGACAUUUGGGGAAACACGCCGCUGCAUCAUGCAGCCGCUAACGGCCACAUGCACAUCCUCAGCUUCCUGAUCAACUUUGGCGCCAACCUUUUUACCUUGGACAAUGAGUUCCACACUGCUAUGGAUGUCGCUGCGUCACGCGAUCGCAUGGACUGUGUGCGCUUUCUCGAUGCGGCCGCCUCUAAGCAGACCAAUCAAAAUCCCAAAAAAGUCGCCCAUUUAAAGAAAGAAGCCCAAAAGGAAGCAGAGAAACGCGUAAAACGCUGUGAGGUGGUCAAGAAGAGGCACCAGAACAAGAUGGAUAAAAUGUACGGCGGACCAGGUAGUGGGUCUGUUUCAGAGACCAGCACGUCAACCAACGACAACCUGAGCGGUGUCAGUGAGCAGUUCUCCAAGCUUACUGCUGCCGAUGCCACUGGCUCACUUAGAGCUACACUGCAGAAGAGAUUUGGCAAGAAAGAUAAAGGGACCCUCCAGAGACCAGGAGGUGAAGGUAAUGUGAUCUUCCUCAAACAGGACAAUAAAACACCUGAAAAUCCAGACUUUCUGGGUGUAUUCAAUGAGCAGGAUGAGAAUAUGUUUGAGGGGGAUAGAAUGGCAGGAUAUGACGAUGAUGAAGAACCAGGUCAGGUCCAACAGUCCAUCUUCAACCGGCCUGGUCUGGGAGGCCUGAUUUUUAUGAAGAAGAUGGGGGUGGAGACAGACGACAUUCCCAGUGCGAGCAAUGAAUCUCUUGGCUACCUUUUUCAGACAAAGAUGUUUGAAGCAGAGGGAGAUGAUGCUGAUUUUGAGGGUAAUGAUGCCUCUGACUUGACUUGGGAUCAGGAAGAACUGGGACUGGAUGAUGAAGACGAUGAGGAAACGUCUUCUUUGGAGGUCUUCUUGGCUGCCAUUUAUUUGCCAGAAUUUUCACUUGCGUUCAGCAGGGAGCACCUGGACCUGGAAGCCCUCAUGCUUUGCUCCGAUGAAGACCUCAAAGGCAUUCGCAUCCAGCUUGGACCCAGGAAGAAGAUCUUGGAAGCUGUUGCCCGCAGAAAGAAUGCACUAGAUUCUCCUGGUAUCAUGAAGGACAGCUUCCUGUGA